CGUAUCGGAGCAGUAUUUGUCGCGUGUUCGAUUAAAAAAAAUUAGCCCAGCUUUAUCGUUUAGCUUUGUUAUAAUCACAUCCGAAAUUUUUGCAAAAAUUUUGCCAUCUAAUCGCCGCGAUCUGUUGUCACAAUCGAUUUGGCCAUGCGCGGCUAUUUUGUUUACUACUUGAAAAUUCUCUGGGCCAUUUUUGUUGUCCACGAAACGGCCGCCAAUGCCAUGAGAAUCAGCAGAAAUGAUGCCUAUAAGAAGCUGUUGUCCUUGCGCUCGCUACCUUUUGAGGAUUGCGCAGGCUCAAGUUCCCUAUAUCAUGUGAACUACCUGAACAUUGAGAGCUGUACGAAGGUGCCCUGUUCUAUGGCUCGCGAUUCCACUGUUAAGGUUACGGUGCUCUUCGAUGAUAACGGCAAUGGUGUCUCCUUUCUGAAGCACGAGGUACGCUGGGUCUUCACGUAUGUCAAGACCGAAGCGGCCAUAUCUCCCGAUCCUUGCGAUGGCGACCACAACUGCAUAUUGAACGUGAAUGAUAGUAAAAGCUAUUGGGCCAACAUCUAUGUGAAUCCAACAUUGCCUGUGAUGAAGGGCAGCAUGCUCUGGGAGGCCAAAGAUGAAAAAAAUCAAAAUCUCAUAUGCUUUGAGGUGCCCGUUGUAAUUACAACAUGAACAUAUGUACACACAUUCACACAAACAGACACACAAAUAUAUAUACAGUGCAUAAAUGCGAAUGUGAAUAUGUGUGUCGCAGAUUAUACAGAAGAAUUUAUGAUACUUAUGUGAAAUACAAUAAAAUAAUUGGUGCAUGCAAAAA
This is a messenger RNA of Drosophila virilis, 808 nucleotides long. The record is from RefSeq and is a predicted model, not a curated record. Lineage: Eukaryota; Metazoa; Arthropoda; Insecta; Diptera; Drosophilidae.